GGUUUUGUCGUAUCAUCAUUUCUCUAACAAAGUUUGAAUGUGUACUAUAGUGAUAGUUUGUACUAAGAUCCAAACAUGAGAAGCAAUUUCUAUUUUAUCGUCUUCGUUCUUGUGGAAGCGCACACACAAAAGUAUUUCUACAAAUGGAACGGCCACUAUUUCGAUAUUAUUUAUUCGGACAGACCAAUUGGAAACUUCCAGGAAGUCAAAUCUCCGAAAACCUUCAAGCAAAAACAUGCCGACAGAGGAGAACGACCGGGAAGAUGCGUUCUCGGCGAAUUUCGAUGCACCGAACCGUAUCCAAGGGAAGAAACGUCGCAAUUUGAGUGCACCGCCGAUUACCAAUGUCCGAGAGCUUUUAAAUGUUGCGAAACUAAAUGUUUCGUUCAUAAAAUUUGCCAACCGAGUGUAGAUUACGAAGAAAUACCUCCAGCGGAGCUUCAACAACCAACUACAAAAAUUCCAAGUGCGACAAGUGAAACAAUCGAUGAUAUUAAUAGUAAAACUCCAGAAGAAUCACCACAAGAUGUAACUGGAAUAGCAGAUGAAUUACAAGAAAAAAUUCAUCAUCAAUCAGUAUCAACAGUUUCAGAAAUGAAAUCUACAACAACAGAAACUACAUCGAAAUUGAUGAAUUCCAUAGAUUCAGAACAAACUGAGACUGAAUCUGCUGUUAAUAUAAAUGAAAUAACAGAAGAUACAACAGCUUCAAUAUUAGUUGAAACUGAUAAAGAAACUACUGUCAGUAAUAACAAUAUAACAGAAGAUUUACUGGAAGAAACAAGCAGUGAAAUACCAUCUACAAUAUCCCUAGCAACAGAAUCGAUGAAAUUAACGAGUUCAACAGAUGGAAAUUCGUUUCCGGUGCAUACAGAUGGAAAAACUACUGUCAGUAUUAUCAAAAUACCAGAAGAUUUAGAAGAAAAAUCAAGUAUUGGAACAGUUUCAACGAUAUCUUCGAAUUCGGUAUCGUUAUCAACGAAAAGAGAAACUGCUAUCGAUGAUAUUGGAAUAACAGAAGAUAUAGAAGAUGAAGAAAACAAUGAAAAAGUAUCUACAAUAUUCCUAGCAACGGAAACGAUGAAAUUAUCGAGUUCAACAGAUGGAAAUUCGUUUCCAGUGCAUACAGAUGAAGAAACUACUGUCAGUAUUAUCAAAAUAACAGAAGAUUUAGAAGAAAAAUCAAGUAUUGGAACAGUUUCAACGAUAUCUUCGAAUUCGGUAUCGUUAUCAACGAAAAGAGAAACUGCUAUCGAUGAUAUUGGAAUAACAGAAGAUAUAGAAGAUGAAGAACAGAAUAAAAAAGCAUCUACAGUAUCCCCAGCAACGGAAACGAUGAAAUUAUCGAGUUCAACAGAUGGAAAUUCGUUUCCGGUGCAUACAGAUGGAAAAACUACUGUCAGUAUUAUCAAAAUAACAGAAGAUUUAGAAGAAAAAUCAAGUAUUGGAACAGUUUCAACGAUAUCUUCGAAUUCGGUAUCGGUAUCAACAGAAAAAGAAACAGUUAUCGAUGAUAUUGGAAUAACAGAAGAUAUAGAAGAUGAAGAAAACAAUGAAAAAGCAUCUACAGUAUCCCUAGCAACGGAAACGAUGAAAUUAUCGAGUUCAACAGAUGGAAAUUCGUUUACAGUAGAUACAGAUGGAAAAACUACUGUCAGUAUUAUCAAAAUACCAGAAGAUUUAGAAGAAAAAUCAAGUAUUGGAACAGUUUCAACGAUAUCUUCGAAUUCGGUAUCGUUAUCAACGAAAAGAGAAACUGCUAUCGAUUAUAUUGGAAUAACAGAAGAUAUAGAAGAUGAAGAAAACAAUGAAAAAGCAUCUACAGUAUCCCUAGCAACAGAAACGAUGAAAUUAUCGAGUUCAACAGAUGGAAAUUCAUUUACAGUAGAUACAGAUGGAAAAACUACUGUCAGUAUUAUCAAAAUACCAGAAGAUUUAGAAGAAAAAUCAAGUAUUGGAACAGUUUCAACGAUAUCUUCGAAUUCGGUAUCGUUAUCAACGAAAAGAGAAACUGCUAUCGAUGAUAAUAAAAUAACAGAAGAUAUAGAAGAUGAAGAAAACAAUGAAAAAGCAUCUACAGUAUCCCUAGCAACGGAAACGAUGAAAUUAUCGAGUUCAACAGAUGGAAAUUCGUUUACAGUAGAUACAGAUGGAAAAACUACUGUCAGUAUUAUCAAAAUACCAGAAGAUUUAGAAGAAAAAUCAAGUAUUGGAACAGUUUCAACGAUAUCUUCGAAUUCGGUAUCGUUAUCAACGAAAAGAGAAACUGCUAUCGAUUAUAUUGGAAUAACAGAAGAUAUAGAAGAUGAAGAAAACAAUGAAAAAGCAUCUACAGUAUCCCUAGCAACAGAAACGAUGAAAUUAUCGAGUUCAACAGAUGGAAAUUCAUUUACAGUAGAUACAGAUGGAAAAACUACUGUCAGUAUUAUCAAAAUACCAGAAGAUUUAGAAGAAAAAUCAAGUAUUGGAACAGUUUCAACGAUAUCUUCGAAUUCGGUAUCGUUAUCAACGAAAAGAGAAACUGCUAUCGAUGAUAUUGGAAUAACAGAAGAUAUAGAAGAUGAAGAACAGAAUAAAAAAGCAUCUACAGUAUCCCCAGCAACGGAAACGAUGAAAUUAUCGAGUUCAACAGAUGGAAAUUCGUUUCCAGUGCAUACAGAUGAAGAAACUACUGUCAGUAUUAUCAAAAUAACAGAAGAUUUAGAAGAAAAAACGAACAGUGAUGCAGUAUCUACAAAAACAGAAGCUACACUAAAAAAGACAGAAACUAUUGAUAGUUUUAUGGAAAUACCAGAGGAAUUACAUCAAAGAACAAGCUCCAAAUUAUCAAAAUCAACAACAACUACUCCCACUGUUGCAAAAACAUCAGAAGAAGUACAAGAAGAAACCAGCACUGAAUUAGUAUCUACAGAAUCCCCCAAAACAACAGCUACGUCAAACGUAACCACUACGAGUGUUACGAAAAUACCAGAAGGAUUAGAAAAAACGACAAGUAGUGAAUCUAUUGAAACUACUAUAAGAGAAGAGAAACAAGAAGAAAUAAGUAGCGGAUGGUCAAAAUCUACGUCUGAAGCUAUACCAAAAUUAUCGUAUUCAACAGAAUCGAAUAGAAGAAAGGAACUAACAGAAAUAACUAUAAAUAUCAAAGAUACGAUUAUAGAAACUAAAGAAACAGACGCAACAAUUAUUAAUAUCGAAACAACAAAAGAAAAACUGAAAGAAGAAUCAGAAGUAACAAGUACGAGUACGAUAGAAAUAUCAACUGAAGGAUUUAGCGAUAACGAUGUUAAAGAAAAAACGGAGGAGCUGGAAAAGCUACCGAGUAGCGUUCCGGAAACUAAACAUACCGGACUAGUCGAAGAAGUAGAUACAGACGAAAGUACUACCGAUAAAAAUACAGAUACCACAGAUAUCGGUAUCACCAACGAUAAAACCGAAUCGAUUUCCGGGAUAAACAAAAAUACAAUUACUACAGACACAAAAUUUAGAAAGGGAUUAGAAAUAUUGGAUAUAAUCAAAAAAAUAAUCCACAAUCUGCGAAGAAUGACGCUUGGAACAACGAAAAAGAUAAAAGACGUUUCGGAAGGAAUUAACGACGAUGUAGAAGAUAUAAAAACGACAAGAGACGAAACUACAGAUGUUAAUGAAGUUACUACUCCGAAGGAAAUUUCAAUUACAAAGAUCAUAGAUAAAGAGGGUAGCGGUGGAGGAACUAUUACAGAUGACGAAGAUAACGGCGACGACGAUGACGAUUACGGAUAUUACAGUGGAAAUGGUGACAACGAUAAAGGGGAUAAUGCACCCAAUAGACCAGAACUACCAUCAGAAGACGAUAAACGCGUUACCAAACUUCCCAUAAAAGCCGAAGAUGAAGACGAUAAAAACGACGAAGACAAUUAUAAUUAUGGCGAUGAAGAUGAUUACGGAGAAAACGACGAUUACGAUGAUGAUUAUAACGAUGAUAAUUACGAUGAUUACGAAUCGAAAGAAAAUGACGAAACCGAUAAUGAUAACGAAAAAAUCUGAGAAAUAAAUUACGUUUUGUGUAUGUAAUUAGAUGUUAAUUUAAUUUUUUUUUUUUUAAAUAUAUUU
This is a messenger RNA of Diorhabda carinulata, 4092 nucleotides long. Its product is annotated as mucin-2-like. Lineage: Eukaryota; Metazoa; Arthropoda; Insecta; Coleoptera; Chrysomelidae. Bases 76 to 4026 code for a protein of 1316 amino acids. The record is from RefSeq and is a predicted model, not a curated record. The transcript has 3 exons.